This is a messenger RNA of Mauremys mutica (yellowpond turtle), 1434 nucleotides long. RefSeq lists its product as uncharacterized. The transcript has 3 exons. Bases 236 to 823 code for a protein of 195 amino acids. NCBI's taxonomy places the organism in Eukaryota, Metazoa, Chordata, Testudines, Geoemydidae. The record is from RefSeq and is a predicted model, not a curated record.
UCUCCUCUGGACUAUGGUUUGCUGCUGGCUUCUCUAGAUUUGCAAGUUUAAAGGUUUCCCAGGGUCCAGCGUGUCCCAGAAUUACGUAAUCACCCUUUCACCACUCAGAUCUCAGGGAAGCUCCAGAACGAAUGAGAAAUUGAGCCAACUUGCCUGAUAUUCCUUGGCCUUCUGAGAGGUGGAUUCCUGCAAAGAAGGCUUCUCAGAAGAUCAAGCAGAAGGGGAUAUUGGAUUCAUGAAGCGAGACCUAAUCAUUGCUGCCAUGAGUACUCUGUUGAUGGCUGUCUCUGUAAUCCUGAUGUGUUGCUGUUUUCUUCAGUAUAAGCUUGUGACCAAGGAAGAAAAGAUUUUGAAGAAAGAAGAUCAGGCUUUUGCCCUCCAGACUUACUCACUGCGCAAUGAGAUCUGUAUUGACCUAUCACCAGAACACAAAGCUCCUUCCAGGGUUAUGCCAUUAGAACCUUCCCAGUGUGAAAGAUCAGCAAUACAAAGCUUAGUGGGUGAUUUGACAUUAUCAGCCUCCAGUGACACUGUUGGGUUGGGCUAUAAAAACAGGUGUUGGUCUAACAACAGUGCGGAUUCCACAGCCAGAACCAGAACACUUGAAACUUGCAUUUCCACUCUCCCAAAGUCAAAAACACCUUUGCAAUGUCAUGAGGACUAUUGUGUGUGCUCAGGGAGUUCUUCUCCAGCAUCUGAAAGCACUGAUGUCUGCACAUGUGAAGACAGAGAGAAAACCACUGAUUCUGCUGCCGCAAUUUUUUGCCCUACCACUAUUACCAAGGACAUAACUUCUAGCAAAAGCUAUCCUUAUGCCAAUUAAUAAUGGCAAUCCAGCAAUGGAGACAGAGGAGUUAAAAAUAUUUUUGUGAGGCUAUAUCUCACCUGAUUCAAAUAUUGUCCCUGGUGUUGACUUGUGUAAGGUAAGUGGAGGGUCAUCUUCACGAAGACAAAGGCAUGCAAGUAUUUAUUUCUGCCUAUGGAGAAACCUGAUGCUAGAGGAAGUCACACAACUGUAAUAUUUCAGAAAAUCAGAGAACACAGCUCCCACUCUAACCAUGUCUUCCCCUCCCAGGAGGAUGAAAAAAAGCUGAAUUUCCCUCUUCCGACACAUCUAGCAGAAGCUGACAGGAUUAUUUGCAGGUCCUUAGUUGCUGGGCUCAGAGCCUUGAGAAGUGGCCAGAAUCCUUGUUCCCAGUGCUUGCAGUUUGCACUGUUGACUGCCAUUGUGUAAGAGAGACAGACAUAAGGAGUCAAAGGGCUCAGUGUCAGCACGGCCAUUGGCCUAAGAUUACUGACACCCAGGGCAAACGGAAGUGAAGGGGAAAGCGGCUUGUGAACAAGCCCUUAUGCCAAAGAACAACAAAAUAGCCUCUCCCCAGCAAGCCACAAAAACUCCCAGCUAUUGUAAUCUCCAGACAAAGAUGAGUCCUG